AUGGCGUUUGAAAAGAGAGGGCGGGCUAUCACACGGCACUGCAAAGACAGUGAAGAUACAUUUUCUGAUAAAGAGGAAGAUGAUGAUGAUGAUGACGCUACUGAAGAGGGUAGCAAGGAGGAAGAAAAAUCUCCUCCAAAGAAAUCUUCCACCACAAAGUCUACAAAGAAAUCAGAAAAGUCAGAACAGACUGCAUCAGAUGACAGUGACCAAGAUGUUCAUGAAAAUAAGAAUGCAAAAAAGACAAAAAAGAAAGCUGCAACAAAGAGGAAAGUUCCAGCAAAGCCUGUCCCAAAAACCAAGAAAGCUGACAGCAGCAGCAACCGAGGGAAAAAGAAAGCAAGCAAGAGCAAGGAUAAAAGUGAAAGCUCUGAUGAUGAUCAGCCAUUGAUCAAGAUGGUUAAAAAAUACCCACCAACUCAAGAACAGUUAAAGGAGACAAUCAAGGAUCUCUUGAAAGAUGCCAACUUGGAGGAAGUUACGAUGAACCAGAUUACCCGAAAAGUUUAUGACAAGUAUCCUGACUUUGAUCUGAGCAGCAGAAAGGAAUUCAUCCGGGAGACAGUUAAAGGUUUGAUAUCCUGAAGUUGAUAUUUAAAAGGACAGUGAGGAUGAAGAUCUUUAUUACUCGAAACUCGAUUUUUAUUACACUGUUCAUUGUUGUGUCGUUCUUAUUUUUAUUUUAUAUAAGGUUUCUCAACUCUCUAGCAAAUUCUACUUUUUUGUAUUUAAAAAAAAGAUAUUUUCUAAAGAUUUUUUUUUUUGACAGUUAAUGAUGUGGAUGGUUUUGGUUGUUGAAACAUGCCACAUUUAGAAAUUGUUUGGCUUGUUAUUGUAUU
This is a messenger RNA of Carassius carassius (crucian carp), 839 nucleotides long. RefSeq names its product protein DEK-like. Bases 1 to 585 code for a protein of 194 amino acids. The record is from RefSeq and is a predicted model, not a curated record. The transcript has 7 exons. NCBI's taxonomy places the organism in Eukaryota, Metazoa, Chordata, Actinopteri, Cypriniformes, Cyprinidae. Gene Ontology annotation, molecular function: DNA binding; histone binding. Gene Ontology annotation, cellular component: nucleus. Gene Ontology annotation, biological process: chromatin organization; regulation of double-strand break repair.